AUGUACCUUAUCCUUUAAGAAGACCAGGUCCAAGUUAAGAUGACAGAAAAAGUGAUAUUCCUUUGGAUUAUAACUUAAAGGAAUUUAAUUUUGCAAGUAAAACUUUAACAAAGAAAAUAAAUUGGAGUGAUUUAAGAGCAAUAGCAUUAAGUGAUUCUUUAGAUAAAGGAGUAAUAUUUGUAGAAACAAAUGAAGGAUCAGUAGUUGUUAAAGGAUAUCCAAAUAUUNAAGAAUAAUGAUCUUAAUACCCUCUAUAUAAUAGAUUUUGGUUUAGCGAGAAUAUUCUAACCUGGUAUAUUGCAAUAAUGGACGAAGGCAGGAACUGUAUAAAUAACUUAGAUAUAUUUUUCAAGGCAUAUUACGUUGCUCCAGAGGUUUUAGAUGGCAUAUAUGAUAAUAAAUGUGAUUUAUGGUCAAUUGGUGUGAUAUUAUACGUUUUGUUAUGUGGAUAUCCUCCAUUUUAUGGAGAAACAGAAUAAGAGAUAUUAUAUUCAAUUUAAAAGGGGAAGUUUGAUUUUGAUGGACCUGAAUGGAAGAAUGUAUCAUUGUAAGCAAAAGAAAUAAUAACUUAAUUGUUAACACCUUAUUAAUAAAGAUUAAGUUUAGAACAAAUUUUAAAACAUGAUUGGGUUUAGAAAUAUGUUUAAAAGGGUGAAGUUAUACUAACAAAAGCAAAUAUUGAAAGAUGGCAAACAUAUCAUUAAAUUAAAUAAGUUGGUUUACUCUAUUUAGCAACAUAAUUAGAACAAUGUGAAAUAAUUAAUAUCAAAAAUGGAUUUUUAUUUAUGAAUAAAUCUUAAUCUGGAAUUCUGACAAAAUAAGAAAUUGAAUAAUAGAUAAAGUAUAAAUAUUAAGACUUAGAAUAUUAUUGUAAGAUUUUAAUUAUAUAAUUUAUUAGAAUUCAUUGCUAUCUGUUUAGAAUCAGAUGUAUAUAAAAUAGAUAAAUAUUUAAAAUUAAUGUUUACAUUUCUAUCAUAAAAUGGUCGAAUAACAAAAGAGACUUUAAAAGCAGUUGAAAUUAAUCUUGAUUGUAACAUAGAUUAUCAGCAGUUCAUAUAUUUAUUUUGA
Paramecium sonneborni is the source of this 1068-nucleotide messenger RNA. The record is from the annotation of a GenBank genome assembly. Lineage: Eukaryota; Ciliophora; Oligohymenophorea; Peniculida; Parameciidae.